This is a messenger RNA of Papilio machaon (common yellow swallowtail), 737 nucleotides long. RefSeq lists its product as uncharacterized. The record is from RefSeq and is a predicted model, not a curated record. NCBI's taxonomy places the organism in Eukaryota, Metazoa, Arthropoda, Insecta, Lepidoptera, Papilionidae. The annotation marks the transcript as partial. The transcript is spliced from 2 exons.
CAACAAUAUGAUAAUCCUGCAACUGAUGUUGAAUACAUUGAUGCUGACAGGGAAUACAUGCAGUUGAACAAAAGGGAAAUAAUGGAGGGUGAGAUAGUAGAAGAUGGAGAUGAUCACUGGGAUCACAACAGCAUUAGAAUAAUGCUAAACUUGUAUAUAGAGAAUCUUGAUAAAUUUAGAAAUCCAAAGAUAAGAAAGAAAAAUUUAUGGUCCGAUGUUGCCAAUGCUGUGGGCAAAAGUCCCGAUUGUUGUAACAAGAAAUUUAGAAAUUUGAAACAAACAUACAUAAGGUUACUUAAAAAGAAAAACAGGAUUGGUAUGUCAACAGUAAAAUGGCCAUAUUUUGAAAGUUUCGAGGAGAUAUAUUGUGUGGACGGUGAAUACCAGCCUGAGAUUCAGCAAAAACUGCAAGAAAGCUCGAAUGAGAGCAUAGCUAAAGCGUUAUUAUCAAUAAGUUCUCCGUCAAAAUUUGAAGACAGUCAUGAAAAUGGGGAAACUUCUAGUGGCCAAAAUGAAGAGGUAAGGAGAAGAUUGACAAGGAAACGGAAUGCAGAAUUCAGAAAAGUGACAUUAGAAAUCAAGGAUAGGCAAAGAUUGGUAGAAGAAAAAUUAGAUAGAUUGAUAAAUAUUGUGGAAGAAUCAAACAAUAUCCAAAGAGAAAGGAAUAAAUUGUUUGAGGAAUUUCUUGAGAAACUCAGAGGUUCUCAAGGAGGGUGUUGAUUUUGAAGAGAACUUCA